UACUCGACUAUUUUCAGACUGGCAUUGACUCGAGCUCGACGACGUCUGGAGGGUGGGAUGCUGUUGGACGUUGGCUGCGGUACGGGCAUCCUCUCGAUGUUCGGGGCCAAGGCGGGCGCUGCUCAUGUCUACGCCCUUGAUGGCGUUGCUAACCUCUGCAGCCUAGCUCGCCAAAUCAUUGCCGAAAACCAUUUGUCAUCUGCCAUCACAGUAAUAAACAGCAAAGUGGAGGACGCGCAACUUGGCGUUGAUCGCGUUGAUGCUAUAGUGAGUGAAUGGAUGGGCCAUGCACUUCUUUACGAGAACAUGCUGUCGUCGGUGUUGUGCGCUCGGGAUCGGUACCUUCAUCCUCCCCACACCACGGUCGAUCUGACUAGUUGGCGUCGGGAGCGUCUCUUCCCCUGUCGUGCCUCCAUCUCCCUUGCCGCCUUCUCGACAGCUCCUGUGAAUGGUUAUGGUGAAGAGGAGGAAGGAGGGAAGGCAAAUUGCGCUGAAUAUCCACAACAGUGGGAAGAACUGUCCAAACUCUAUGGAGCAUUGCAGUGUGAGUGUCAUCUGUCCUGGCAGACGUCGGUAUGGUUUCGAACACUCACUUCGCGUGUACACCUUCAGGAGGGGAUCGGCAAUGGUAGUGAUAGAAGCGCGUGGUGGUGUUGGAAUGAAAGGCUGAAGCAAGUGUUAACUGUUGUUAAACUGUCUAAGGUGAAUUUGACCGGAGCGUUUGCGCGUGCGGUGCAGGAGGACUUGGAGAGGCGUGUGCAUGUGGACAUGGUCGAUCCGCAGUGUGUUGUCUCCUCGACUUCGGUGGUGGCAACAUUGGAUUUGGCGGUCCUUUCGGUGGAGGCAUUGUGCACACAGGGAAUAAAGGGCACUUUCGAGGUGAAAUCGAUGGGCACGGUGUUGGCGAAGGGGCUUGUCAUUUGGUUUUCCGUGGAAUUUCCGGACGGCGAUGUGCUUUCAACCUCCCCCUAUAAGGCUUCUACUCACUGGCAGCAGUCAUUGCUUUACUUGUCAAGACCAUUGCCACUUCAUCAAGAUGACGUGUUGAGUGGGGAGGUGCACUUCACGCAUCCACAGGAUUCGCCCAGGGCAAAAUCUUACUUAUAUGUUGAUUUGUGGUGUCUGGAGGGAUCUGAGCAUUUCGAUCGCUCUCUUGGUGAACCACUCCGACGAGACACGAGUCGAGGCCAACUUUCUCCUAUCAAGUUGACUUUCACAUUAUCGUGUGUAUACAUUGCCUCGUGA
Molecule: messenger RNA, 1245 nt
Organism: Hydatigera taeniaeformis
Lineage: Eukaryota; Metazoa; Platyhelminthes; Cestoda; Cyclophyllidea; Taeniidae
Source: the annotation of a GenBank genome assembly